Molecule: messenger RNA, 2361 nt
Organism: Encephalitozoon cuniculi GB-M1
Lineage: Eukaryota; Fungi; Microsporidia; Unikaryonidae
Exons: 1
Coding region: 1-2361 (786 amino acids)
Biological process (GO): transcription by RNA polymerase III
Cellular component (GO): transcription factor TFIIIC complex
Molecular function (GO): protein binding
Source: RefSeq, marked provisional
AUGACUUAUGUGGGAUGGCUAAGCGGAGAAGAGGAGUGGCUUGUGAGAAGACCCCGUAGGAAAUCCUCGUCAAGAGGGUCGCAGAGGGUCGCAAAGGCAAGAAGCCUGCUAGCGAUUGCAAACAACCUGUAUGUCAGAAACGAUCUCGAGAGAUGUACAGAGGUCCUCAAGGAGGCGAUAUGCCUUGUCCCAAGAAACCCGCAGCCGUACUUCACCCUGGGACUUAUCUUUGAAGAGAGGGGCGAUAUAACAAAGGCAUACUACUGCUUCCUUGUUGCAGCGCAUCUUCAGAAGAAUAACUAUGGGCUUUGGAGCAAGCUCUACGAUUACUCGCGCCAGCUUGGGUACAACAGGGAGAGGAUAUACUUCAUUGAGGUUCUUCAGAGGAGAGGAAGCAAGAGAGAGAUGGUUGUCGAAAAGAUGAGCCUGUACCAGGGGGACAAGUUCAGGGAGCUGACCUGCAGAAUAGAGCUGUUUGAGUUUGACGGCGUUGACGACGGGAUUUUCAGGGCCAUUCACGAGGAGAUAACACACAAGGCCAGGCUUGCAAGACUUGCCAAGAAGCUUCUCGGGCAUCUCUCAAAGGACGAGGCCUCGUGCUCGGACUAUUAUGUUGAGCAGUUGAUCAUCUUGAAGUACGAGGCCUCCGACUUUGGAGACAUGAAAAUGGUGUUCGACAGGCACCUGUUCAGAAGGAAUGUCACUCUCAGCGUGAGGCUUAGAGUGAUAUACAUAAUGGCAUGCCUGCAUGGUGAGAAAGACAGGAAUGCCGAAGAAUGCAUCGACUCCUUUCUCGAGGAUGAUGAGGUAUGGUCUGAGAUUGCCGAUGUUGAUCUUCUGAAGCAGCUGGUUGACCUACUUAUAGAAAACGACAUGGCCAGCGAGGUGACAAGACUGCUAGGAAGAAUAAGAAACAGAUUUGGGGACCAGAGGGAGUUUGUGUACUGGAAGCUGGGAAGAAUGCUUCACGACAAAGGGGAGUAUGACGAGGCUCUUCUGUACUACAAGUUGGUGCUUGAAACCAACCCUGGAAACGACGACGUUAAGUCGCGCAUCCAUUCUAUCUACACAGGGCUGGGGAACCACGAGAUGGCUAAGAAGUACGAGACGAUUGCACAGCUUAUUGGCAUUGUUGAUGGAAGGAACAAGAAGGGAUGUGCAUAUUCUCCGGAGAUGUGCAUGGGCACAAGGGCGCUUUAUGAGAGCACUAAGGCCUUUGUGAAUGAUCGCGAGAAGUUCAUCGAGUCCAACGGCACUCUGGUUGAUGACUUCCUGAAGAACAGGUUCAUCUUUGAGAAAAAGAAAAAAAGAUCGUCCACAGGAAUAGGCCUGUACAGGCAGAGGCAUUCCAGCAACCCUGCUGCCCUGGAACCCGGGGGUGGAGACAGGGUAAUGAGGGACGGGGCUUCCGAUGGAUUCAGGUUUGUUGAUCUACACGGCUUGAGCAUUGACGAGUGGUUCAAUGUUGUGUCAGGCCAGAUCUUUUCUCUGCUUUCCAUUCGGCGUACCGAGGAGGCAAUGUCGUUGAUAUUCAGGUCCCUAGAGGCAUACAUUUUCAGGCACAGAAGCGACAUCAUCUGCAAACUGGCCUUUGCUGGCCUGAAGGCAUCGCUGAUGUUUGGAGAGUUUGGAGACUUUGUUUCCCUGAUAAGGAGCAUGAUCUGCCACACAGGGAACUACUCAUAUGCAUAUCUGCUGUUCUACUUCAGCAACUUCUUUAUGAGCUUCCAGAAGAAUAGCGACUUUUCAUACUUCCAGAAGUAUCUUCAACGGGUGUGCAGAAGAAGGCUUAGGAUUUCUCUAAGCUCCGAAGACGAAUCCUCUUCGAUGCCUCUGGAACCUGGAGAGAAGCCAGAAAAUGGAGAGAUGGGGGUCUACGAAGGCGUCCCUUGUGCAGAGGUGUGCAGGGAAGACGGCACAAGGAGAAGGGCAACAGGAGUGUCGCACUUCCUGUUUCUGAAUGCCCACAUCCCAAAUCUUCUGCAAUCGAAGACUGUCGAGAUGAUGUCUUCCCUCCAGAUGGAAGGCAGCCCAUCAGAAGGCAUAAUUCUUGCAUCAAUGUUCCUCAUCCACUCCAAGUCGAGGAGGGUAAGCGACAGGAACAUGUUUGUAAGGAAAGGGAUAUCGGUCCUCAAGAGGCUGAAGGAGAGGUCCAGAGGAGAAGAUGCACGGAUCAUCUCCUACAACAUUGGCAAGGCCUACCAGUUUUUUGGAUUUCCGGGCCUUGCAGAAAGCUUCUAUGUGGAAGCACUGGGAACAUCCAACACCGAGCUUCGAAGACUUGCACAAUUCAAUCUGUAUCUGAUAUACAAGAAAAACAACACAAUGCAGCUGUUCAAGAACAUUGUCGACGGCGACUAA